AUGGACAAUAUGACAAUUCUCAUCCUAACGUCUUUUCUCUGUGCCUCUUUCCUUAUCUACAUCCUAUUCAUCAAACGAGCCCCUAGCAAAUCUCUCAAACCCUAAGACGAGCUUGUGUUACGGAAGUUUUCUCAACCCUGAAGCUAGAUUUAACUCAGUUUCUACGCCAAAGCAAGGUUGGAGACUUAAUCCAUCAUGUCCAUGAAUAUUCCAUCAAAGGUGAGGCUAUAGAUCUCGCUAAGGCUUCCUUUACUACAGUUCUGAAAUCAAUAUCGAACAUGCUUUUCUCCAUGGAUUUUGCUUGUUAUGGUUCUGAUAAGACUCAAGAGUAUAUGAAGUUGGUGAUUGGGAUCGUGGAUGAAGCUGGAAGGGCUAAUGUUUCUGAUCUUUUUCCUGUUUUGAGCUUUCUGGAUCUGCAAGGCGUCCGUGCAAGGAUGAGAGGUUACCUUAGGAAGUUAUAUAAGAGUUUUGAUGAUAUUAUGGAAGAGAGAUUGCGUUUUAGAAGUUUGAACAAGGAGUCCAAAGAUUACAAUGAUGUGUUGGAUUCAUUUCUCGAUCUUAUGCAAGACGGUACUUCGCAGUUGAGUCGCGAUGAUAUUCUUCAUUUAUUCAUUGAUUUAUUUCUGGCGGGUGUAGACACAACAUCAAGCACCCUAGAAUGGGCAAUGGCAGAAUUAAUGCGAAACCCAAAAAAAAUGGUAAAAGCAAGAACAGAACUCCAACAAGUUCUUGAUAAAAGUACUCUGAAACUUGAAGAGUCUAUGGUCUCAAAGUUGCCUUUCCUACAAGCAGUAAUCAAAGAGACUUUACGCCUGCACCCACCAGUACCUUUCCUUAUACCCCACAAGGCAAUUUGUGAUGUAGAGUUAUGUGGCUUCUUAGUACCCAAAAAUUCACAGAUUUUAGCAAAUGUGUGGGCUAUGGGAAGAGACCCAAGCAUAUGGGAAAACCCUAAUUCAUUUAUUCCUGAAAGGUUUUUGGAAAAUGAGAUUGAUUUUAAGGCUAAUGAUUUUAACUUUAUUCCAUUUGGUGCUGGAAGGAGGAUGUGUCCCGGGUUGCCCUUGGCUUCUAGGAUACUUUCCUUUAUGUUGGCCUCUCUUCUAUAUCACUUUGACUGGAAGGUCCCAGAUGGGUUAAAGGCUGAGGACAUGGAUAUGAGUCAAAGAUAUGGCCUUACCAUGCACAAGGCUCAACCUCUAAGAGCUAUUCCUGUCAAAAUGUAGUUGCUAAUUUUGUCGCUUUCAUGAAUAAUGUUUUGUUUUUUUUUUUUUUUCAAAAGCAAGUCUCUUUAAUUUCUGCUAGUCUGCAAUCUGGAAUUUACUAAGAUGUUAUUCGAUCUAGCCUCUAUCAGCAAGGAAUAUAUUUAGAAAUA
Prosopis cineraria is the source of this 1372-nucleotide messenger RNA. Its product is annotated as cytochrome P450 76C4-like. The record is from RefSeq and is a predicted model, not a curated record. Gene Ontology annotation, molecular function: iron ion binding; heme binding; monooxygenase activity. Lineage: Eukaryota; Viridiplantae; Streptophyta; Magnoliopsida; Fabales; Fabaceae. The transcript has 2 exons. The coding region runs from base 279 to 1223 and encodes 314 amino acids.